This is a messenger RNA of Brassica rapa (field mustard), 2684 nucleotides long. Its product is annotated as histone-lysine N-methyltransferase, H3 lysine-9 specific SUVH1-like. Gene Ontology annotation, molecular function: protein binding; histone methyltransferase activity; zinc ion binding. Gene Ontology annotation, cellular component: nucleus. NCBI's taxonomy places the organism in Eukaryota, Viridiplantae, Streptophyta, Magnoliopsida, Brassicales, Brassicaceae. The record is from RefSeq and is a predicted model, not a curated record.
UGAUUUAGCUAAAAUCUACUAAUAAAAACAUGACAAGUAAUCAAAAUUACCUAAAAUUAUGAAGAAUUUGAUAAAUAAGCAAAAUCACUUCAUAAAUAAUAGUAAUAAUAGUAUAGAUGUUACAAAAAAAAAUUAAGUGAAACGACAACCUCUUACACACGUGCGACAACCGGCAACCGGGAACUGACAAAAGUUCCAAAAAGUUAUUGCAUCACCAUAAAUGCAAGUACACAUGACGAAACUGAAACGAAACGGACAACCUCCCACGUAGGUCUCUCAAGUCAUAUUAGAUCUUUCUACGGUCAAAGAUCAAAUGAAUAAUAAUCCAACGGUUAAUAUCCCACCAUACCCUCUAACUGUUACAUGUGUCAGUGAAAAUCCCAGACACUACCCAAAGCUGGAAACUUUAGCUCGAUUUGUUUCCCUCUCAUUCUUCUCCUCUGUUCUCUCGAUCUCCAAGUCCGUUCCUUUUCAGAUCUUGCGUUCAUUAGUUUCAAAGCCAUGGAAGAGAGUUUCAGAAGCUACACUGAUAAGACGAGUGUGUACGAUAUCAAACCAUUACGCACACUAAAACCCGUUUUCCCCAGCGGGAAUCAUCAAUCUCCACCACCUUUCGUCUGCUCACCUCCUUUCGGUCCUUUCCCUCCUGGCUUCUCCCCUUUCUAUCCCUUCACCUCCUCUCAACCACACACUCAUAACAACUCAAACCCUUCCUCUGUCACUCCUCUAAGAUCAUUCAGGUCUGACGCGGAGGGUUCAACUCCGAAGAGAAAGACCCCGAAAAAGCUUGUUCGUCCUGAUAAUGUAAACUUCGAGAGCGGCAUCACCUCUCCCGAAAGAGAGAACGGUAACAGAAACUUGGUCACGAGCGUUCUCACGCGCUACGAGGCCUUGAGAAGAAGAUUCUCACAGCUGGAGGACGCGAGAGAAGCUGUAAGCGGGAUCAACAAACGCGCCGAUUUAAAAGCGGGAUCCACUUGCAUGAGCCGUGGCGUACGCACAAACACCAAGAAACGACCUGGUAUAGUCCCCGGCGUUGAGAUCGGUGACAUAUUCUUCUUCAGGUUCGAGAUGUGUUUGGUCGGGCUGCAUUCUCCAUCGAUGGCUGGCAUUGACUAUCUUCUCCUCAAGGGAGAUACAGAAGAAGAAGAUACCAUCACUAUCGCAACUAGCAUCGUCUCGUCUGGUUACUACGAUAACGAAGAAGGUGAUCCGGAUGUUUUGGUUUACACCGGUCAGGGCGGUGGUAACGCUGAUAAAGAGAAGCAAACCUCGGAUCAAAAGCUGGAAAGAGGUAAUUUAGCGUUGGAGAAGAGCUUGGUUAGGAACAGUCCGGUUCGGGUCAUAAGAGGGUUGAAAGAGGCGUCUCCUAGUGUUAAAAUCUAUCUUUACGAUGGGCUCUACGAGGUGAAAGAGUCGUGGGUGGAGAAAGGGAAGUUGGGACAUAAUACUUUUAAGUAUAAGCUAGUGAGAGCUCCUGGUCAGCCUCCAGCUUUCGCCACGUGGAUAGGGAUACAAAAGUGGAAAGGUGGGUUGACUUCGAGGGAAGGGCUUAUACUCGCUGAUCUCUCUUCGGGAGUUGAAAGCAUUGGUGUGUCGCUUGUGAAUGAAGUUGAUGACGAGAACGGUCCUGGUUAUUUCACUUACUCCACAAAGGUGACUUACUCGGAGUCUUUUAAGCUGACGCAGCCUUCUAUUGGAUGUUGUGACUGUAGCAGCUCGUGCAAGCCGGGGAGCUUGAACUUUCGCUGCGUGAGGAGAAACGGAGGUGAUUAUCCUUACUGUGGGAAUGGAGUUUUGGUUAGCCGCAAGGGUAUGGUGUAUGAAUGCAGCUCGUCUUGUCCGUGCUUGGUUUGCAAACUCAAGGUGACUCAAAUGGGAGUCAAAGUGAAACUUGAAGUGUUCAAGACGGUGGAUAGAGGAUGGGGGUUGAGGUCGUGGGAUCCUAUCCGUGCUGGUUCGUUUAUAUGUAUAUACGCAGGUGAGGCUAAAGAGAAGGAGAAGACUAUGGAGAAUGAUGAUUACGCUUUUGAUACGACUCGUGUGUAUACCGCUUUUAAAUGGAACUAUGAGCGUGGUUUAGCGGAUGAGGUUGAUUCGGAAGAGGUGUCUGAAGAACCUGAAAUGCCGUUGCCUCUUGUAAUCAGUGGUAAGGAUGUUGGGAACGUUGCACGGUUUAUGAACCAUAGUUGCUCACCUAAUGUUUUCUGGCAGCCGGUUAGUUAUGAAGAUAAUGGUCAGCUCUUCUUGCAUGUUGCUUUCUUUGCCGUUUCUCACAUUCCUCCCAUGACUGAGUUGACUUAUGACUAUGGAGUUACUCGACCAAGUGGAGCUCAAAAUGGUGAUACAUUGUAUGGCAUGAAGAAGUGCUUUUGUGGAUCAGAGUAUUGCCGUGGUUCAUUUGGUUGAUAAAUGGUUAGUGUUAUUUAUCUACUGAAUCUAUACAGAUAUGUGAAUAUGAUUAGAAUAUGGAACCUCUGGACUUGUUCAUCUGGCAGGAAUCUUUUGAAUGACUGCUUUUGGUAGGAACUAAAGUGAUAGUCUCUAUGUGAUAUAACUCGGCAACAGCAUAAGAUGUAAGCUGUGAAGGAUUUUUUUUCUGCUUCUCACAACAAAACCUUUGGCUAUUUCUCGGAAUGUGGAAGAUGUUUUCUCCUGUUGGAUAUGUAAUCUUAUAAUUAGUA